Neodiprion virginianus is the source of this 5297-nucleotide messenger RNA. RefSeq lists its product as uncharacterized. Gene Ontology annotation, biological process: regulation of transcription by RNA polymerase II. Lineage: Eukaryota; Metazoa; Arthropoda; Insecta; Hymenoptera; Diprionidae. The transcript is spliced from 12 exons. The record is from RefSeq and is a predicted model, not a curated record. Gene Ontology annotation, cellular component: cytoplasm; nucleus; transcription regulator complex. The coding region runs from base 2183 to 5158 and encodes 991 amino acids. Gene Ontology annotation, molecular function: protein dimerization activity; DNA-binding transcription factor activity, RNA polymerase II-specific; RNA polymerase II cis-regulatory region sequence-specific DNA binding.
AGAGAGGUGGAGGUGUAACAAUCGCGAGUGUUUGUGACAAUCGGACGUGCAUGCGGCGAGUCGUAUCUUUGGAUAUCGCGAACCGUCUGCACCUCCGUCUGGACGUGUUAACGAACGUCUCGCGGGUAUACGGCCUGUGAUACGCACGCACCGUCUCGUCGUCAACCUUCCGCGAACAUAUGAAAUUGUGGGUGGUCGGCUGCACCGGCGAUAUCCAUUCGUCUGGCCGUUCGGCGACGAUUAACACCUACGUAUACACGGCCUCUGGUGUGUUUGUUAUUUUACAAGGCGACAUGUAUGCGUGCGUCGAGUACAUGCGUCGGUCUUACUCCGUGAGCUCUCACAUCGGUCGAGACCUUGCGACGACGAGGCGUUGCAUUAAUCGCUCGACUCGCGACUUUCGCGGCGAUGAACGGGCAAAGAUUAACUAACGGAAUCGCCUAAUUUUCUUCUUGUCGCGUGCUCUCCGUCGGCGCUGUGAGGGACGAUUGAAAACUACGGGGAUGAGGGGGAGGGAUAAAACGUUGUCCUUCUUAUUAAUUACUCUACCAGUCCACCAUUGUACCACCUACACCCCGACGAGAUUGAUCACGGCGUACGUACCGUGCUUCGUGCACACCGACGAGCGGUGGGUGUCGGUUUGCCUCGUAAUUUGAUCGCGGUUUGACAUCACCUACCCUGGUGUACACGCGUACCUACCGAAUCGUUGCCAAUGAAAUCAAUGGAUAGAAACGCGCGCGCAUUUACGCUUAAAUGAUAUCGUUGGUCCUUCGUUAGAUAUGCGACAGUCGCAGCUGUUAUAUUUUCAUUUGUCACUUGGUACGACGAUCUAUGCACGGUACGUCCUCCCGUCCCUCCUCCUCAGUCUAGUUUGUAUAGUUGGAAAUACUCGGCGGAUUUCCCGCCUCGGGGCUUCAUCUAGGACACGGUGUCAAGGUCGCGCUCGCUCAACAAGUUUCAAUUCCGAUAAGGCUCUUGUGAUAUAUACGUAUACGUGACAAUAAUGUAACAUAUCAUACCUAUGUAACAGGGACUUGCUUGCGUCAGACACGGAGAACGUGGUUUUCAAUAUUUCUUUACAGCGUCGAGGUUUGAUACGGGAGCGCCGUGUCGUACCGAACAACUUACUCCGCUUAUUAAUCAUUUGAAGUUUACACCGAAAAACUCGAAAAGUCUCACGCAAUAAUAAUUGAGGCUUAUUCAAAGAGCCGGGACGAUGAGAAAUCCGUCCGCAGCGCGUAUAACAAGACACGUAAUACGUGUGCGUUUGUACACGCGUAUGCGAUACGCGAAUAUUACAUGUAAUAUAUACGUAUACGUACAGGGGAAAUGAAAAUAAAAUAUCAAAAUGAAAAACAAUGUUACCGAAAGGGGUGUUUUUUUUAAAUUCAUUUAUUUAUUUAUUUUAUUUUUUUGCCUUUAAUCUUUUUUUAAAUUCUAUCUUGUUCGCGAAACUUUGACAAAUAAUAUUUAUACAGUUUAUAAAUUGCGAAAAAUAUUGAUGUAUUUACAUAUCUUGUAAGUCGCGAGUUGCCACUGCGAGCGUCGGUUGGUCCCGCGUAUAUGUCUUUCCGUCUAUGACCACGUAUGUACAAACGCGCGUGUACGUGUAAACACACACACACGCAUAUACACAUGUAUAUGUGUGCGUGUUCUUCACGUAUGCAAUGCAUCGUGUAUCCCCAGCUGCGCGCAACCAACUCUGGCAGUAACGGUGCGCUGACUACCUAACGCGGCGUAAAAAUUAGCGAUAAGCGGACCUGCGCUGCCUCGCCUCGGAGUGCAUUCUCUCGAACGCAAGACAUGCGGUGCUAACCGAAAUAUUACUUCGGGAGAAAAAGAAAAAGUAAAGUUGUGGGGGGAUGAACGAGGAUGGUGGAAGAUAAUGUAGUGAAAGUGAAGAAGUUGUCGGUUUAAAUGCAACAGUUUCACCCUGCGCAAGAGGAUAAGCGACACUGACCGAGAAAGUGGCGUUGCGUGAAAAGAGAUGGUGAAAAAAUGUUGCUGGUUAAUCUACGUCGGAUGAUCAAGAACAGUGCGAUCGGCGAUGUUUCUUUAUACCCCUACGAAGGUGAUGAACUCGUUGUAAUUAUCGGUGACGCAGCAGCGGCCUUGAGGAAGGAAAUCGCUUCCGCCUAGGUGCAUACAUACAUAUAUAUAUACACACACACAUACGUACGUGAUGUACGAGGCAAACGAGGAUAACAACAACAAGAUGUGGCCACAACAGCAGCAUCAGCAUCAACAGUUUAUGGGGCCCGUAGCGCCCCCUCAGCGUCCGGCUCCUCGUCAACAACUCGAGACCUCCUCGUCCUCCUCUUUGCACCAUCGCCAUCACCACCACCACCACCACCACCAUCACCAGCAGCGAGAACUCGAAGCCUCCCCUCCAGCCAACCACCGGCUCGAUAAUCACCUGCCUCCCCAACAGAUUACCCAUCAACGUCACGGGGUCGUGGAACUACCCGCACCAAGCAAUCCCAGAGCAUCGCGAAACAUGGCGGAAAAACAACGUCGGGACAAUUUGAAUACCAACAUCUCGACGAUGGCAUCGCUGGUGCCGACUGUCGCCGGAAGCUCGAGGCGGAUGGACAAGAUAUCGAUACUCCGACUAUCGGCAGCAUAUUUAAGGGCCUAUUACACGUUGGGCUCGGGAUCGGUCAAGUUUCUUCCCCAACAAUUCAACGAUUUGGAUCUCGAACAGUAUAUAAUCGAAAACGUGGUCGCAAACGCUGGGUUUUUCCUCGUGGUCACGACGUCGGGGAAAAUCGUCUACAUCAGUCGACAAGUCGAGGAUCAGCUUGGCCACGCGCAGCACGAGCUGCUGGGCCAGUCGUUGUACACCUUUGUAUGCCCCGAAGAUUACGCCGAAUUACGGAGCGGACUGACCCCAGACGAAACCCAAACUUCUACCUCGAACGCGAUACAGGCGAACGACGAGACCUCGAACUCAUCCGAGGAGUCGCAAUCCCCGAAGACGGAAAGACAGUUUACCGAACAACGCCGGAGCUUCAGCAUACGGAUGUCACAGAAAGCCCUGAACAAGAGGGAUCACGGACAGUACGAGUGCCUGCAGAUAUCCGGGCUUCUCAGGCUUGCGGACGCAUGUGGGAACCAAUCGAACAACAACAAUAAUAAUCGAUCGAGACCUCGAGAAAUCAACGGGACCAGCAACGACAUAAUUUUCGUGGGGAUCGCACGGCUCGUGAAACGACGCACGAUAACAGAACUGUCUCUGCUCGAGGCAACGAAGGAUGAAUACGUGACGCGGCAUCUGAUCGAUGGGCGCAUAAUAUUCUGCGAUCACAGAAUCUCUGUCGUGGCUGGUUACAUGGCAGAGGAGGUAUCGGGACUCAGCGCGUUCAAGUUCAUGCACAAAGAAGACGUCAGAUGGACUAUGAUCGGGUUACGACAAAUGUACGAUCGAGGGGAGGGAUUUGGUUCGUCGUGUUACAGAUUAUUAUCGAGAACUGGUCAGUUCAUCUACCUCCGUACCCAUGGUUAUCUCGAAUACGACAAGGCUACGCAAAGCGUCGAGUCUUUUGUCUGCGUAAACACGUUGGUUACGGAAAAAGAAGGCAUCGAACUAGUGCGGGAAAUGAAAAACAGAUUCUCAGCAACUGUUUCUGGUCCGGCUAAAGUCGCAAUUCCACUACCAAGUUCGAUCACGCCUCCGGUUCAAGACUCUCAGUGGACGGAUCCGAAACUGACGGUCGAAGACCCCGCUCAGCUCGAGGAUGCUGUGAAACAAUUGAUAAGUAACCUGCCGUCUCCCGCGUCCGGUAUUUCGGCCUCACCUUCCCCGAUAACGCAUAAUCAAUUCUACAAAGCUGCGGUGUACUCCACGAAAUUGCCACCGGCCUCUAUUCAGGCCCACAAGAUGGGGAUGAAAUCGCUGCAGCUUAAUUCACCCUCGGACGAAGAAUCGAGUCACGUCCUAACCGACGGUCAUGAGACGAGAGAAUACAGUUCGGCACAGACUGAUUCAGCAUCGAUCGACGAGCCGCAAUGCGACAGAGACAUCGAUGAUACUCGGACGUCAUUUUUGUAUACGCAGACAAACACGACGGUUGAAGAAUCACUGGGUGAAUGUGAAACGGAGGACAUAGUAUUGGGACUCGGUGACGAUCGUUUUGCGGAGGAGAAGCCGAAUUUGGAAAAGAAUAUUCAUAUGACGGAUGCCAAUCGUAACCUGAGUUUGCAGAACUGUGGAGCGGCUGGGUCUAGAACAUCCGAUAAUGUACGAGAAAAACGGGUGUCUCGUAGAAGGGCUACUCAUGGCGCAGUAGGAAAGGUGCAGAUGGACAAGUGCAACAAGACGAUUCGGACGAAAAGCACAGGAACAGCGUCACACAGAACACACGAGGCAGUCCGGGAUGCGAAUAGUUCGUCGAACAAUCGUUGCAUAAGACCAGACUCUGCGCGAAAAUACUCGGGCAGUAAUUUCGACGAGAAGAUUUUGACCGACGAGACACAGUACACGAGAAAAAGGUCGAGAAGCAUCGAGGAGGUGCCCGUCUCCGUCUCGAAGAGAAAAACUAACAAAAUGGGCUCGGCGUCGAGCAGUAACGAUUUCGUGCUGAGCAACGAAGAUAUUAAUUACUAUCCAACCGUCGGAUCGCCUCUGAUUCCAAGGCUCGACGACAACGAAUUAGGCGAAUUAAGCGGCGAAGCAAACUUGAUCAGUGAUAUUGUUCUGGAAUCGGAUGCGGGAUUAUCGAGAGAAUUGGCGACCGCAUCGUGUUUGCCCUCGAUCGACGGUUAUCAGCAGUCGAACACCGGGUUCUCAUGUUCGUCGGUAACGGGCUAUCAGAUUAAUGAGUUUCACGAUGAUUACUCGGGAGACGUCUUGAGCCCGAGCUUGGACGUUGACACAGAAACCAUUGACGAGGCACACAUUAACGAAUUUACAGCCUGCAAUCAAGCUGUGAACGAAGAAAUCCGAAAGACGCAGUUUCAACUGGAACAAAGCAUAGCUCUCAGAGAAUCCCAAUUGAGCGUACUGAAGCGUGACUUGGAUAACCCCGCACUACUGGCUCAAAGAAAAAACUUGAAACAAAUAGAGGCUGAGCAUAACGAGACCAAACAAAUGCUGAUAACGCUUCAACAAGAUCAUUAUAACUUGCAGGUCAAUGUGCAGCAAAACAUCGGAGUGUGAGAAUGAAUGAAGGAGAAUGUUAUUUUAAUUAACGCUGCAGCAAAGUUUGCUCACAUUUCUUUGGUAAUCUGAAAUGAACUCAGACACCUCCCCACCCCCCUCGCUCCCCUGCUACCCAUUUCCUAUCCACCAAUAAUUU